Molecule: messenger RNA, 588 nt
Organism: Ipomoea triloba (trilobed morning glory)
Lineage: Eukaryota; Viridiplantae; Streptophyta; Magnoliopsida; Solanales; Convolvulaceae
Exons: 1
Coding region: 1-588 (195 amino acids)
Source: RefSeq, a predicted model, not a curated record
AUGCGUUCUUUGCGCCUACCUACGGGAGAUGCAUUGUAUAUGAAACAUGUCUAUUAUGAUCAGGUGUGCAUGUUGUGUGGAAGGGAGAAUGAGACUACCAUUCAUCUUUUCACUAGUUGUUCUUAUGCUCAUGAUUGUUGGCGUGUGUUGGAGGAGUCUUGGAGUUUAGCUUCUGUAGAAUCUCUCCAUUCGUGGCUCGAGGAGAUGCGGGAGGCUCUUCCAGUAACAAUGCUUGAGAAAGUUGUGAUGGUGUGUUGGGAGAUUUGGGAAAAUAGAAACGCUAUGCUUUGGAAACAACAGUUUAUGGAUCCUCAUAUUGCGGUGCGACAUGCUAUAUCCUUUCGGGAAAGCUGGAAAACUGUUAACAAUGUUGUGCAUGUAGAUUGUCGUGUCUUGGGGCAGUCCGCUAUUGCUGUGGUUAGUUGGCAACUUCCUCCUCCGGGGUUCUUGAAAAUGAAUAUUGAUGUUGCAAUGGACGCUCAACGUCAGAGAAUGGGGUUUGGUUGGGUGAUUCGAGAUGAUGGGGGCCGAGUGCAAGGGGUGUUCAUGUCAAAGAGUCGAGGGUUUGUACUCAGUAAGGGAAGCUGA